AAAUAUUAUAUUGUAAUUGCGGUGGCUUUUACGACAGUCAGUGCUGCUGUUCGCUUUGCGGCGGUGCUGUAGUCCCAUGUCACGACACACGGAUCGCUUUUUGGCAGUGCUGUAGUCCCGUGUCACGACACACGGAUCGCUUUCCGGCGGUGCUGUAGUGCCGUGUCAGGACACACGGAUCGCUUUGCGGCGGUGCUGUAGUCCGGUUUCACAACACACGGAUCGCUUUCCGGCGGUGCUGUAGUCCCGUGUCACGACACACGGAUCGCUUUCCGGCGGUGCUGUAGUCCCGUGUCACGACACACGGAUCGCUUUCCGGCGGUGCUGUAGUCCCGUGUCACGACACACGGAUCGCUUUCCGGCGGUGCUGUAGUCCCGUGUCACGACACACGGCUCGCUUUUUGGCAGUGCUGUAGUCCCGUGUCAGGACACACGGAUCGCUUUUUGGCAGUGCUGUAGUCCCGUGUCACGACACACGGAUCGCUUUCCGGCGGUGCUGUAGUCCGGUUUCACAACACACGGCUCGCUUGGCGGCAGCCAUGGCGGCGCGCUUCAGCGGGGUGCUGCAGCUGACGGAUCUGGACGAUUUCAUCGCCCCCUCGCAGGAAUGCAUCAAGCCUGUCAAGGUGGACAAAAAGCCUGGAAAAGCAGCAGCCAAGAUCAGGAUUGAAGCUGAUGGAAGCUAUUUCCAGGUCAAUCAGGAUGGGGAAGCCCAGAAGCUGGAGAAGGCCAAAAUCACCCUGAAUGAUUGCCUGGCCUGCAGUGGCUGCAUCACCUCGGCUGAGAGUGUCCUGGUGAGCCAGCAGAGCCACGGGGAGCUCUGCAAGGUGCUGGCCCAAAACAAGGCUGCUGCUGCCCACGAGCAGAAGCUGGUGGUGGUUUCUGUGUCCCCCCAGUCCAGAGCCUCCCUGGCUGCAAGGUGCAAACUGGGUUUGCUGGAGACAGCCCAGAAGCUGACCACCUUCCUCAAGGGCCUGGGUGUGCACCACGUGUUUGACACAACCUUCUCCAGGAACUUCAGCCUCCUGGAGAGCCAGCAGGAGUUUGUGAGGCGCUUCCAGAGACAAGCAGAGGACAAAAAGGCCCUGCCCAUGCUGGCCUCUGCCUGCCCAGGCUGGAUCUGCUAUGCUGAGAAAACCCAUGGCAGCUUCAUCAUCCCCCACAUCAGCACCACCAAAUCCCCCCAGCAGGUCAUGGGCUCCCUGGUCAAGGGCUACUUUGCAGAGCAGCAGCACCUGCCCCCUGACAGGAUCUACCACGUCACUGUCAUGCCCUGCUAUGACAAAAAGCUGGAGGCCUCCAGGCCAGACUUCUUCAACCAGGAAUUCCAGACCAGGGAUGUGGAUUGUGUCAUCACCACAGGAGAAGUGCUGAAGCUGCUGGAGCAAGAAGGAGUGUCCCUGUCAGAUGUAGAUCCUUCUCCCCUGGACACCAUGCUCGGCAGGGCUGCAGAGGAGCUGAGCUCUCACCGCGGUGGGGGCUCAGGAGGGUUCCUGGAGCACAUCUUCAUCCACGCUGCCCGCGAGCUCUUCGGCAUCCACGGCGCCUCCAUCCACUACAGACCCCUCAAGAACAAGGACUUCCAGGAGGUGACCCUGGAGAGGGAUGGGCAGGUCCUGCUGCACUUUGCCCUGGCCUAUGGCUUCAGGAACAUCCAGAACCUGGUGCAGAAGCUCAAGAGAGGGAAGUGCCCCUAUCACUACGUGGAGGUCAUGGCCUGUCCCUCAGGCUGUCUGAAUGGAGGAGGGCAGAUCAAACUGGAGGGGGAAUCCAGCAAGGAGGAGCUGCAGCAGGUGGAGAGGCUGUAUGAAUCCCUGAGGGCUGAGGUGCCAGAGCAGAACCAGGCAGUGAGGGAGCUCUAUGAGCACUGGCUGGGGGGCUGGGGCUCACACAGGGCCCUGCAGGUGCUGCACACCCAGUACCACGCUGUGGAGAGAGCCAGCUCUGCCCUCAGCAUCAAAUGGUGAGAGAGCCUCAGUGCCUUCUGACCUCCACUGCUGAUCCUCCAGGGACUCUGGGCAGCCCCUGCCUCUGGGGAAGGGCCUGGCACUGCUCAUUCACCCCAAAUCUGCCUCUGGGGAAGGGCCUGGCACUGCUCAUUCACCCCAAAUCUGCCUCUGGGGAAGGCCUGGCACUGCUCAUUCACCCCAAAUCUGCCUCUGGGGAAGGCCUGGCACUGCUCAAUCCUCCAGCUGGAGAGUGAAGGGAUGGGAAUAAACCCCAAAUCUGAGGUGAGCGCAAUAAACCCCAAAUCUUCCUCUGGGUAAGUGCCUGACACUGCUCAAUCCUUCAGCUGGAACUGAUGGCAAUAAACCCCAAAUGUGAGGUGAGGGCAAUAAACCCCAAAUCUGGCAGGGACACAGCAGGAGAGGCAGGAACACCUCCCAGGCUGAUGGGACAGCCCCAGAGCUGAGAGUUCAAGGAUUUGGAGCCCAGCUCCAGGCUGAGCUUUGUGCCACAGCCCAGUGUCCCUGCCCAGGCCCUGCUGGGCUGUCACAGCACUCAGAUCUGUGCCCGCCUCUGCUGGAACAGCCUCAGCCCAUUGGAAAUGCUCUCCUGAGCCUGGAGCCCUCCCUCUCACUGGGUCUGUGGCCCCAGAGAGGGGAUCCAAGGCCUGGGAUCAUCCCUGGGGCUGCAGAGGGACUGGAGGGAAUGCUGGACAAAACCCUGUGAUUCCUUUUCCCUAAAUUAUAAUAAUUUAUACCAAGGCAGUUCCUUCUCUGUGUUUUCUUCCUGAACACUCAGCAGGGAGUGACAGAAGUGUCACCCUUACCCAGCCUCAGCAGCCACUUCCUGAGGGAUAAAAUCCCUAAAUCCAGACAGAACAGGCACUUACAGCUGGAUAACAUCCUGAAAUUACCACAGAAUAACUCCUGACCUUGGGGCUGGCAGGAACCAGAGCCCCCUCUGCACUUGGUUCCAAUGAAUCCACAGAGCAAACGGUGAAUUUUCAUGUUUUUAAUUAAAAGCUUUCCAUUUUUCA
Melospiza georgiana is the source of this 2983-nucleotide messenger RNA. RefSeq names its product cytosolic iron-sulfur assembly component 3 (gene CIAO3). Lineage: Eukaryota; Metazoa; Chordata; Aves; Passeriformes; Passerellidae. The transcript has 11 exons. Gene Ontology annotation, cellular component: cytosolic [4Fe-4S] assembly targeting complex. Gene Ontology annotation, biological process: iron-sulfur cluster assembly. Gene Ontology annotation, molecular function: 4 iron, 4 sulfur cluster binding. The record is from RefSeq and is a predicted model, not a curated record. The coding region runs from base 540 to 1967 and encodes 475 amino acids.